CGCCGCAUUUCCAUGGGGUGACUACAUACUUGAAUAGGGUAUCUGUGGGCAAGGACAGGGCGUGGAUUUUCGCCGAUCGCGACCACAUUUUACGGGCCACAGGACCAUCAAGUAUGCCGCUCAGUUCUGGACGGUGGCUGACUGGCCAUCCCCCCUGCCAGUGUUCCAUACGUAGUAUGUACUCUGUCUCUUGCUCACUCGUUAUCCACCUGCUUUUCUCGAUUUUUACUCCAUCCGCACUCUCGUUACCCCCCAGUUCAGGAACGUCAACCCUCGUACAGCCGCACCAUCGCGUUCGAAUACAAUCUAACGAGUGCAAUGUCCAUGAAGGACCAGGGCGACUCUUCGUCGUCACCUGCGAUUCGGUAUGCACAUCCAGGAUCAAGCACUUCCAGUCGUCAGCACGGUGUCUUCAGCCGUGCAGGUCGACUACAGUUCUGCGAACUCCCAAGUGCCCGCUCCUGAUAUUAUCGAGACGGAAGAUUCCUUGUUUUCUUUCGAUUCUUCAGACGAGCGAUCGUGGACUUACUUUGGGGAUUCGGUAUCUGCCCAUGAAGCUCAGAGCCGGAGCCACAAUUUUAGCAAACCUCCUACCCGUGAUGUUAUCAAAGAAAUCAUUCUUCAGAGCAGACGCGACAAGGGCAUCAUACCUUUCGACGACGCCGACUUGGACGAUGAUGUUGCCGAAUAUAUGCCCCCGUUAACUGGAUAUGCUCAUGUGGACAACGUUUCACGCUUGUACUACAGCACGAAGCCAAUAAGGAGUUCAAUGCGCGAUAUCGCAUGGCCCCUAUCUUACGUGUAUCCUAUUCACGUUAUCCUGGACGUUCUACGUGGUUUACGCGAAACUGGCCGGAUGAUCUUGCCGAAACCCAUUCCUGUUUUAAUCCUCACCCCAGUGGACUACGUCGGUUCCAGCCGCAUCAUACAAGGCGAAGAUGGUUGGGCGGCUAUCGUCCCCAGCAAGACGACUGCUUGGAGUAUUAUCCGCAGACGUGGUGUUGACAAGUUGUUCAGGCCCCUCUUCCGCGAUCCAGCUACUGGUCUCCCUGUGGCAGUCCCGACGGAAAGCAUAACCUUUGGUUCAGCGAUGUAUACCACCCGAUCGAUGGUCACUGCUAUGUUCGGAGUGAACCUGUUUCACGUGUUACCCCAAUCACGUGCUGCUCGUGUCACCGAUCUUUUGGUGGAGUACUUGGGGGUGUAUCUGCUGCGUUACAUCGAUAACGUAGUGAUUCCACAGGAAAGUUGGGACGGGGUUUCGGACGACGAGAAGAAUAGGAUUUGCCGCAACUUCGCUCCGCAUUUACUCGCGGCGUCUGAGCCACGCAGGCAAUUCCCGAUUGUGAAGUUCUCCUACAUCAAGUUCGAUGCGAAUUUCAUUGGCCACGCCGAUAUUCUCCUUGCGAAAUCAAGCUCGACGGAGGCUGUAAUGAGGCUGCAACGCGAUAUCAGGGCGGGGGUGGUCGACAAUAAUCUUGACACGCAAGACAUCAAUUGGGACGAUAUCGGAGACCUGGAUGAUUGCGACAUCCCCUCGUCCGCAUCUCCAAGGCCGUAGUGCAAGGGUCCUCCCUGUUUUGGUGACCCCCCAGUUAUUCGUGUCAUUGAAAUCAGUUCCUACGUCUCACCAUGUUCUACGCACCUCCCUUAACGUACAUAGGAUUAUAAUUGAAGCGAACCUGGACUCGGAUUCUAA
This is a messenger RNA of Pisolithus orientalis, 1699 nucleotides long. RefSeq lists its product as uncharacterized. Bases 368 to 1561 code for a protein of 397 amino acids. The record is from RefSeq and is a predicted model, not a curated record. The transcript is spliced from 3 exons. NCBI's taxonomy places the organism in Eukaryota, Fungi, Basidiomycota, Agaricomycetes, Boletales, Pisolithaceae.